AUGAGGCUCCUCGUCCCCGACGGCGCGCGCCAGCGCUCCGAGGCCGCGGCCGCCACGCCGCGCCGGCACCGCCCGUCGCCCGAGGCGCCGCCGGAGGCUAGCGGCAGGACGGUGGCGGUCGGGAUCAGGUGGGACGCCGCCAGCCGCGAGCUCCUCACGUGGGCGCUCGUCAAGGUCGCCAAUGCCGGCGACCGCGUCGUCGCCCUCCACGUCGCCGCCGGAGGCGGAGGAGGGGCUGGGCUGGAGGAGAGGAGGAAGGCGGCGGAUUCGCUCGCGACGGUGCUCGCCGUGUACGACGGCUUCUGCAACCUCAAGCAGAUCAAUUUGGAGCUCAAGGUCUGCGGAGGAUCGUCUAUCCGGAAAACUCUGGUUAAAGAAGCAGCUUCUUGUGGUGCUGGGCAUCUUAUACUCGGCGUCGCAAAGAAUUCUCGGUCUUUUGGAUCCUCCUCCACUUCAGUUGCCAAGUACUGUGCAAAGAGAGUCCCCAUGAGUUGCUCGGUUCUUGCUGUGAACAAUGGCAAGAUUAUUUACCAAAGAGUUGCCGCACACGAAGAACCAUUCAAUAGCACUAGCGCACCCGAGACUCCAAGGAGGAGUUACCGCAAGCUUCUGACUUCCCUGAUGGGAGAGAAAACGCAGGACGAAUGCAUAAAGGAUAACAGGCCCAUUUCUCGGGCUGUCACCAUGCCAGUGAGGUCUUCCACAUCGUCAAAGCAAGUUUCACUAGCAUUGGUUCCAGUUAAGGUUUGCCGACGUGAAUCACCAGAAGUAGCAACUGGCUGGCCAUUCCUAAGGAAGAAAUUAUUGCCCAAUCGACAGGAUGCGUUGUCUGACAAGCCCAAGAUGUCUGUGGUGCAGUGGGCAAUGCGGCUUCCGAGCAGGGUAGUUAUCCCCUCCAGAAGCCAUUCAGGGAGCUCUUCUGUUGUGAUUGAGGAAUUGGAUACAGAAACUCCAGAGGAGCUGAUCUCACUCAAAGAGAAAUUCUUGUCCCUUUAUUCGUCGUACAGUUACAAUGAGCUUGCAGAUAUCACUUCCAAUUUUUCACCUGAGUGUAUAGUUGGACAAGGUGGCACGAGCCAAGUCUACAAAGGUUGUUUGACAAAUGGCAAAGAGUUGGCAGUGAAGAUCCUGAAGUAUUCCGAUGAGGUACUGAAGGAGUUCACAUCAGAGAUCGAGAUUGUCAGCUCCGUCAUUCACAAGAACAUCAUAUCCAUCACUGGCUUCUCCUUCAAGAACAAUGAUCUUCUAUUGGUAUAUGAAUACUUGCAAAGAGGCAGCCUAGAAGAAAUACUGCAUGGCGAGAAAGAAUGCAAGAGCAUGUUUGGUUGGACCGAGAGGUUCAAUGUGGCGGUAGGUGUUGCUCAUGCACUGGAUUAUCUCCAUGGUAACGGCAACAGUCGCCCAGUGGUCCAUAGGGAUGUCAAGUCGUCCAAUAUCCUCGUCUCAGAGGAUUUUGAGCCAAAGUUAUCAGACUUUGGCCUUGCGCUCUGGGCCGCUGAUGCAACACCCCAGAUCACAUGCAAUGAUGUUGCAGGAACUUUUGGGUACUUGGCUCCUGAGUACUUCAUGCAUGGCAAGGUGAACGACAAAAUCGAUGUUUUCGCUUUUGGUGUUGUUCUUCUUGAACUCGUCUCAGGCAGGAAACCGCUGUGCACUGGUUGUCCGAAAGGCCAGGAGAGUUUAGUUAUGUGGGCGAAUUCUAUCAUCCAAGGUGGAAAGCUCACACAACUGGCCGAUCCUAGCUUGCCUACCGAAGGCCAUACCGAUGAAAUUGAGAGGAUGACACUUGCCGCUUCGCUCUGCAUCAGACCAACACCUCAACACCGUCCUCACAUCGCAGUGGUUCUGAAGCUACUUGAUGGUGACAAUGACAUUCUCAAAUGGGCUAGAUCGCACGUGGGGCUAUCAUACAAGAGCGAUGGCGACGAAGACAUGGUCACGCUCGCACCUCCGGAGAACAACACCAACAUCCAGUCGUACAUCAAUCUCGCCUUUGACGUCGAGGACGACUCCGCCUCGGUGAGCAGCAACGACUUCAUCACGGCAAACACGUCCCUGGAAGAGUAUCUGCAGGGAAGAUGGAGCCGGUCGUCGAGCUUUGACUGA
Molecule: messenger RNA, 2106 nt
Organism: Triticum turgidum subsp. durum (durum wheat)
Lineage: Eukaryota; Viridiplantae; Streptophyta; Magnoliopsida; Poales; Poaceae
Source: the annotation of a GenBank genome assembly